CAAAAAAAAAGUCACACACAAUGAGAGAUGAUAUUCCUCUUCGCGUAAGUAAAAAUAAAUAUAAUGCCCCUCUAAUCUAAGAUUGAGUGCCUGUGGUGACUGAUGCGUGAUUGUGUUGGGGAGAUUUUGAGAUUCACGCGGUGUCCAGAGAGUUUGAUGAAGAAACACGAAAUCUGGGCACGUUUGCUGCUGACCUUGGUGGAAAAAACUCAAAUUUUUUCCCAGUGAUUUUGCGUAAUUCCAUUCAAUUUCCAUCUGUUACAUUCCCAAAAUAACAAUGGAUUGCGAUUGCCUUCCAGUAGUUGUGGCAAUUGCUGCCGUGGUAACGGGUAUUGUGCUGUACAAGUUUUGGUACAAGAGCACCAAUGAGGGGACCAAGAAGAGCAGGAGCAGUAAGCCGGCAAAGCUGAAGACACUCCUGGAUCCCAAUGAGAAGUAUCUACUGCCACUGAUUGAGAAAGAGGAGAUUUCCCACGAUACCAGACGCUUCAGAUUUGGUCUCCCGUCCAAGUUGCACGUCCUUGGGCUUCCCAUUGGGCAGCACAUUAAUCUCUCAGCCACAAUAAAUGAUGAACUCGUCAUCCGGGCAUACACCCCAGUGUCCAGUGAUGAUGACUGUGGCUUUGUGGAUCUCGUCAUUAAAGUCUACAAGCGGAAUACUCAUCCCAAAUUCCCGAAUGGCGGGAAAAUGUCUCAGUAUCUGGAUGAGAUGAAAAUUGGCGACACAAUUGCCUUCCGUGGACCCUCCGGGAAGCUGCAAUACCUCGGCAAUGGGUCAUUCAGUAUUAAGAAGUCCCGCAAAGAUCCCCCGGUCACCAUUCAAGCUACAAAAGUUAAUAUGAUUGCCGGUGGCACAGGGAUCACCCCCAUGCUUCAGCUUGUACGCAAUAUCCUCAAGACUGGUACUGAUCGCACGGAGAUUGCCCUGUUGUUUGCCAAUCAAUCUGAGAAUGAUAUUCUCCUGCGGAAUGAACUUGAGCAUUUCUCCUCGAAGCAUCCGGAGCAAUUCAAAGUCUGGUACACGCUCGAUUCUACUCCUAGUGAUUGGAAGUACAGCAAGGGCUUUAUAAAUGACGAAAUGAUCAGAGAUCACCUCCUGCCACCGUCUGAUUCAACCCUCGUCCUCAUGUGUGGCCCACCGCCUAUGAUUACCUAUGCAUGUGUGCCCAAUCUGGAUAAAUUGGGCCAUAGUCCUGAUCUACGUUUUGCCUACUAAAUCAAGCAAAAUAAGACAACUUUGGUGGAAGGAAUGGGUGCAAUCAAUCACAAAAAGGACUUUCAUCGCAUCAACACUUCAUGCUUUUUUUUUUCUUCCAAACUACAAGCUAGUUUUAUUGGUCAUUUUGUAUAAAAAAAAAACUGAGUAGAAGUCUACAUUAUGGACGGAAGUAGUUACACUAUUUGGAGGAUAUUUGAGAGAUUCUAAUCUCCUUCUCUCCCAGUAUAAUAAUUGUUGUACCUUAAAUGAAGCUCAAUAAAUGCCAGAGGCACAUAAUGGUA
Lutzomyia longipalpis is the source of this 1500-nucleotide messenger RNA. RefSeq names its product NADH-cytochrome b5 reductase 3. The transcript has 3 exons. The record is from RefSeq and is a predicted model, not a curated record. NCBI's taxonomy places the organism in Eukaryota, Metazoa, Arthropoda, Insecta, Diptera, Psychodidae. Gene Ontology annotation, cellular component: mitochondrion. The coding region runs from base 278 to 1216 and encodes 312 amino acids. Gene Ontology annotation, molecular function: FAD binding; oxidoreductase activity.